GCAAACCGGUAACACACCGACUGAGUCGAUGAGACGUCAGCGGCCGCUGGCAAACUCGGACUAAAGCGACUGGAAUAAAACCCACAUUUUCGACUCGGCAGCGGAUAUUCAUCUAUAAACUUCAUAUCUGAGUGGAUGUCUUUAAAUUAUAAGAGAUUGUCAUUUAGAAGACACCGCGAAUGGUCCGAGGCUCCUGACAAACUAUUUUUCGCGACGGCUGUUAAAGAUAUUUCCUUCGGGGUCUUUUGGCUUGUCAACUGGUAGCAAUUACGGAUCAUCGACAUACGGUAGGAGACACGGUGGGGAGUUCGUGCCUUUUGGUUGACUGACUCGGUACUGGCUGGGUGGACCUCCGACCGUAGCAGAACCUCGGAGCGGCCCGCUUCGACAGCCAGGGUGUAGUUCGGUUUACGGAGGACAUUCAUUGGCUUUAAACAAACACCUUUCAGCCGGUAUUUGAUCCCCAGGAGCCGGCUAGAAUCCGGACAGAGACCUCAUGAAUGGAAAUCGGAACUACAGGAGCCGUUGGGGCUGCGCCCCUGUUCUCCGUACCUCGGAGGCCAGGCUAUGGCACCAUGGGGAAGCCCAUCAAGCUGCUGGCCAACUGCUUCCAGGUGGACAUCCCCAAAAUGGACGUCUACCUGUAUGAUGUGGACAUCACUCCCGAAAAGUGCCCACGUCGUGUUAACAGGGAGGUGGUGAAUUCCAUGGUGCAGCAUUUUAAGGUGACAAUCUUUGGGGACAGAAGGCCAGUCUAUGAUGGCAAGAAAAGCCUCUACACCGCCCAACCGUUGCCAGUGGCCACAGGGGGGGUGGACCUGGAUGUGACCUUGCCAGGUGAAGGUGGGAAGGACAGGCUGUUUAAGGUCACCAUUAAGUUUGUGUCACUGGUCAGUUGGCACUUGCUGCAUGAGGUCCUCACUGGGAGGAGCACACCUGAUCCUCUGAACCUGGAUAAGCCAAUCAGCACCAAUCCCGUACACGCUGUAGAUGUUGUUAUGCGCCAUCUGCCCUCUAUGAAGUACACCCCAGUGGGACGAUCCUUUUUCUCUUCCCCCGAGGGCUAUGAUCACCCACUGGGUGGGGGGAGGGAGGUGUGGUUUGGCUUUCACCAAUCGGUGCGUCCAGCUAUGUGGAAAAUGAUGUUGAACAUUGAUGUGUCUGCCACUGCAUUCUACAAAGCUCAACCUGUGAUUCCGUUCAUGUGUGAGGUUCUGGAUAUCCACAACAUCGAUGAGCAGCCUCGACCUCUUACUGAUUCCCAUAGAGUCAAAUUCACCAAAGAGAUCAGAGGUCUAAAGGUGGAGGUCACCCACUGUGGCACCAUGCGGAGGAAGUACAGGGUGUGUAAUGUUACUCGCCGGCCAGCCAGCCACCAGACGUUUCCAUUACAGUUGGAAAAUGGACAGACUGUGGAGAGAACAGUGGCACAAUACUUCAGGGAAAAGUACAACUUACAGCUCAAGUACCCCCAUCUGCCCUGCCUGCAAGUAGGGCAAGAGCAGAAGCACACAUACCUGCCUUUAGAGGUGUGCAACAUUGUGGCAGGCCAGCGCUGCAUUAAAAAAUUAACAGACAACCAAACCUCCACCAUGAUCAAAGCCACGGCCCGCUCGGCACCGGACAGACAAGAGGAGAUCAGCAGACUGGUGCGCAGUGCCAACUACAACUCGGACCCCUUCGUGCAGGAGUUUCAGUUCCGUGUACGGGAUGAGAUGGCGGAGGUGACGGGUCGUGUCCUGCCCGCCCCUAUGCUGCAGUAUGGCGGCAGGAAUCGUACAGUAGCCACCCCAAGUCAUGGAGUGUGGGAUAUGAGAGGCAAGCAGUUUCAUACUGGUGUGGAGAUAAAGAUGUGGGCCAUUGCUUGCUUUGCCACUCAGAGACAAUGCAGAGAGGAAGUUCUCAAGGGCUUUACAGACCAGCUGCGGAAGAUCUCUAAGGAUGCAGGGAUGCCCAUACAGGGCCAGCCAUGUUUCUGCAAAUACGCUCAGGGAGCCGAUAAUGUGGAGCCCAUGUUCCGCCACCUGAAAAACACCUACGCUGGCCUCCAACUCAUCAUCGUCAUAUUGCCUGGGAAAACUCCUGUCUAUGCUGAAGUGAAACGUGUUGGAGACACUCUUCUGGGAAUGGCCACUCAGUGCGUUCAGGUGAAGAACGUGGUGAAAACCUCCCCUCAGACCCUCUCCAACCUCUGUCUCAAGAUCAACGUCAAACUGGGCGGCAUCAACAACAUACUGGUACCCCAUCAGCGCCCAUCUGUAUUCCAGCAGCCUGUCAUUUUUCUGGGAGCUGAUGUAACUCAUCCGCCUGCAGGAGAUGGCAAAAAACCCUCCAUUGCAGCUGUGGUGGGCAGCAUGGACGCUCACCCCAGCAGGUACUGCGCUACCGUCCGUGUUCAGAGAGCUGUGCACACAUAUGUACGCUGUACCCGCUCCGUUUCCAUCCCUGCGCCUGCCUACUAUGCCCACCUAGUGGCCUUUAGAGCCCGCUACCAUUUAGUGGAUAAAGAGCACGACAGUGCGGAAGGCAGCCACGUGUCGGGCCAGAGUAAUGGCCGAGACCCCCAGGUCCUGGCCAAAGCUGUGCAGAUCCAUCACGACACUCUGAGGACCAUGUACUUUGCUUAGCUCCGCCUUCACAGACCUGUCAGUCGCCGGUCAUCGUGCACUUAGCGGAGGAGGGCUUCUCCCAAUCACAGGCUGCUAAAGAGAACCAAAUGUAUAAUUUACAGGAGGAACUAGCACUGUUAUGCAAUAGAAAAACAGCCAAUCUUUCCAGUCUGCUUCGCUUACUAAUUGUUUUUAAUAUGUAGAUUGCAACUAUACCAUUAUUUAUUAGAUUUGUAGAUCUGUUUAACUGUUAAUUUUGCCUAUUUAGGUCACAAAACCAAGCUUAAGAAGGUUUGCUUGAUGAACUCGUACUAGAUCGGUGAAUGAGGCAGUGUUAUUUCUUUAGGAGCAGAUUGAUGAGUCCUACUCAUCAGGAUUUCGCCUUUUACAGAGUUUUGUUUCACAACUGAUCAAACACACAUGAAGUUGAACAUCAGUGUCUUCUGGUUUAGUUGAAAAUGUUAGGCAGGCGUGUUUGAACUAAUCUUUGGAACCACCUUUGGUUUAGGAUUAGGAUUUUUUUUUAGGUUUGAUUAAAUCGGUUGCUGGAGGAAUGCCACUAGAGGGCAGUGCAAAGUUGGCUAAGACAUCUUACUGUAGGUCCUCCACGGUUCCUCUGGACCAGUGAUCCUCAAAUCUGGCUCGCGAGAUCCACUUUCCUGCAGAGUUUAGC
Molecule: messenger RNA, 3282 nt
Organism: Sinocyclocheilus rhinocerous
Lineage: Eukaryota; Metazoa; Chordata; Actinopteri; Cypriniformes; Cyprinidae
Product: protein argonaute-3-like
Molecular function (GO): RNA binding; protein binding
Source: RefSeq, a predicted model, not a curated record